AUGCAUUUCGCCCUCGCCUCGACGUCAGGCCCGGCAACAGAGUCGUCCACAGGGUCCGCAAACGGGUCAGAAACCACACUCUUGUCCUCGUACCGGCUCUCGUCGUCGCUGUGGCACGACGGGCGCACAGAACCGCCAAGAGUCCACUCGUCGUACAGCCAGCAGUACAUCCUUGCACCAACAACGGCAAAGAGCACCGGGGGCAGCAGCAGGCCAGCCACAAACAGCUGGCGGUCAGUGUUGUGCGGAAAGUGUACUUACUGGCGCGAUGUGUCUGAUAAACGUGUUUUGGAGCGCGCAGACGUGGCAGUCGCAGAAAUGUUCCUGGUAGCUGUCGCUUUCCAGCUCCUCGACUCUUCCUAA
Messenger RNA from Ogataea angusta, 363 nucleotides. RefSeq lists its product as uncharacterized. Bases 1 to 363 code for a protein of 120 amino acids. Lineage: Eukaryota; Fungi; Ascomycota; Pichiomycetes; Pichiales; Pichiaceae. The record is from RefSeq and is a predicted model, not a curated record. The transcript has 2 exons.